This is a messenger RNA of Sorex fumeus (smoky shrew), 1557 nucleotides long. It is a transcript of the gene CDC37, whose product is annotated as cell division cycle 37, HSP90 cochaperone. The transcript has 8 exons. The record is from RefSeq and is a predicted model, not a curated record. Gene Ontology annotation, biological process: protein stabilization; protein folding. Gene Ontology annotation, molecular function: protein kinase binding; heat shock protein binding; protein-folding chaperone binding. Bases 114 to 1256 code for a protein of 380 amino acids. Gene Ontology annotation, cellular component: cytoplasm. NCBI's taxonomy places the organism in Eukaryota, Metazoa, Chordata, Mammalia, Eulipotyphla, Soricidae.
GGACGGUGGGCCGGAGCUCCCGGCCGGAAGCGGAAGGGGCGGGGCUUCGGCCGAGUGUCCAGCGCUGCCGCCGCCGCCGCCUGACCCGGAGCGGGCUGGGCCGCCGAGGCAAGAUGGUCGACUACAGCGUGUGGGACCACAUCGAGGUGUCCGACGAUGAGGACGAGACGCACCCCAACAUCGACACGGCCAGCCUCUUCCGCUGGCGGCACCAGGCCCGCGUGGAGCGCAUGGAGCAGUUCCAGAAGGAGAAAGAGGAGCUGGACCGGGGCUGCCGCGAGUGCAAGCGCAAGGUGGCCGAGUGCCAGCGCCAGCUGAGGGAGCUGGAGGUGGCCGAGGGCGAGGGCGGCCGCGCCGAGCUGGAGCGGCUGCGGGCCGAGGCGCAGAAGCUGCGCAAGGAGGAGCGGGGCUGGGAGCAGAAGCUGGAGGAGCUGCGGCGCAAGGAGAAGAGCAUGCCCUGGAACGUGGACACGCUCAGCAAGGACGGCUUCAGCAAGAGCAUGGUCAACACCAAGCCGGAGCAGGCGGAGGAGGAGUCGGAGGAGGUGCGGGAGCAGAAGCACAAAACCUUCGUGGAGAAGCACGAGAAACAGAUCAAGCACUUUGGCAUGCUGCACCGCUGGGACGACAGCCAGAAGUACCUGUCGGACAACGUGCACCUGGUGUGCGAGGAGACCGCCAACUACCUGGUCAUCUGGUGCAUCGACCUGGAGGUGGAGGAGAAGUGCGCCCUCAUGGAGCAGGUGGCCCACCAGACCAUCGUCAUGCAGUUCAUCCUGGAGCUGGCCAAGAGCCUGAAGGUGGACCCCCGGGCCUGUUUCCGGCAGUUCUUCACCAAGAUCAAGACCGCAGACCGCCAGUACAUGGAGGGCUUCAAUGACGAGCUGGAGGCGUUCAAGGAGCGCGUGCGCGGCCGCGCCAAGCUGCGCAUUGAGAAGGCCGUGAAGGAGUACGAGGAGGAGGAGCGCCGGAAGCGGUUAGGGCCCGGUGGCCUGGACCCCGUCGAGGUCUACGAGUCCCUCCCCGAGGAGCUCCAGAAAUGCUUCGACGUGAAGGAUGUGCAGAUGCUGCAAGAUGCCAUCAGCAAGAUGGACCCCACGGACGCCAAGUACCACAUGCAGCGCUGCAUCGACUCGGGUCUCUGGGUCCCCAACUCCAAGUCAAGUGAGGCCAAGGAUGGAGAGGAGGGGGGCCCCAAGGACCCCGCGGCGGACGCCAGCCCCAAGGCCAGCGACCAGAAGGAUAUCAGCGCGUAACCCGCCGCCCCCCGCCUACAGGCCUUGCCUCACCCCCCCCCCCACGCACCCCUUUUCAGAAAACGAAAAUAGAUACCGUCUCCCCACUCCUGGCUUCCUCCACAUGUAUCCCCCCGCCCCAGGAGCCCACCCCUCACUGCCUCCAAAUCCCCAUCUUGGCUUGGGGUCCAGGGGCCUCACUGCCUGUCCCCCUCCCCAAUCAGCAUAAUGCCAAAGGCCUGGGGGCCCCGGCAGGGGGAGAGGUCGGUCCUCAGGGCAGGGAUGUGGACCCCCACAGCCAAGGGGCUGUCUCCAGACGGGG